This is a messenger RNA of Tachyglossus aculeatus (Australian echidna), 782 nucleotides long. RefSeq names its product MAF bZIP transcription factor K (gene MAFK). Lineage: Eukaryota; Metazoa; Chordata; Mammalia; Monotremata; Tachyglossidae. Gene Ontology annotation, molecular function: RNA polymerase II cis-regulatory region sequence-specific DNA binding; DNA-binding transcription factor activity, RNA polymerase II-specific. The record is from RefSeq and is a predicted model, not a curated record. Gene Ontology annotation, biological process: regulation of transcription by RNA polymerase II. The transcript has 3 exons. Gene Ontology annotation, cellular component: nucleus. The coding region runs from base 273 to 743 and encodes 156 amino acids.
GUGUGUGUGCAUGUGUUUGCGUGUGCGUGCAGGCUCCUGUGUUGGAAUAAGGAUUGCCUCCUGUUCCUUUUUGACAUGGAAAUGUUUUUGCUCACCAUCCCAGCUGCCAGGCUCCAGCAGGUCUGUCACUGGGGCAAUCUGAACGGUGUUGGCUCCUGACUCUUUCUACAAACUCUUCAUUUCCAGCACGUGGGCCAGACAGCGCACCAGUCAGAUCAGAUAAAACCGUUGCAAUUUCCGAGCAGUUUGGUCCAGGCGACUGUGCUCAGGUUAUGACGACUAACCCCAAGCCAAACAAGGCAUUAAAGGUCAAGAAGGAGUCAGGAGAGAACGCCCCGGUCCUGAGCGACGAUGAGCUGGUGUCCAUGUCGGUGCGGGAGCUCAACCAGCACCUGCGGGGCCUCACCAAGGAGGAGGUGAUCCGCCUCAAGCAGCGGCGCCGCACGCUCAAGAACCGGGGCUACGCCGCCAGCUGCCGCAUCAAGCGUGUGACGCAGAAGGAGGAGCUGGAGCGGCAGCGGGUGGAGCUGCAGCAGGAGGUCGAGAAGCUGGCGCGGGAGAACAGCAGCAUGAAGCUGGAGCUGGACGCCCUGCGCUCCAAGUACGAGGCGCUGCAGACGUUCGCCCGCACCGUGGCCCGGGGACCCAUCGCCCCCACCAAAGUCGCCACGACCAGCGUCAUCACCAUCGUCAAGUCGGCCGAGCUCUCGUCCGCCUCGGUGCCCUUCUCGGCCGCGUCGUAGUGCCGCGUCCCAGGAGCCGGGGCGGUACGGAGGGAGGGG